AAAACAAUAAAAAAACAUUGACUAAACUUUGUGGCCUCUAGCUGAUUUGCUGCAGUAUAUUUAAUCCAAUUUAGAUGAAAUUGCAAUACUAACGUCUGUGAACUUGUUCGAAGCAACAUCUCCAACACAAACAUGAUAGAGAAUCUAUCGAAGAAACGUAUGGUGUUUGGAAUUAGCUGCCUUAUUUUACUAACCAUAGUUGUACUGAUCAUCGAAUCCAAAUGGAUGAAGGCAGGCUCUCGUCGGCAGGAGUUUGUGAUUGAAAAUAAUUCCACCUGUUGGCAGCGCGAAACGUACGAGGUGAUCAAGGAUUGUCAUCCGUGCACUGCAUUUGAGAUUGCGAGCAAAUCCCAGGGUGUUUGUGUACAUACCCACAACAAAGAAGUGCUGAAGUGCAUUGGCGGAGAAAUCGUUACCAGAAGUUGUGAUCGAGUUGCGUGGCUGGAUGAACGUCAUUACUGGUCGUUCCAAAUUUCAUUAGCUAUCAUCGGUACGCUAUCGGCAGCAAUAUCGUUUCUACGACAGAAAACGCUUAAUCGACGAACUAUUUUAAAAAUCCAGCGUGAACUAGGCGCAUAA
Anopheles funestus (African malaria mosquito) is the source of this 579-nucleotide messenger RNA. RefSeq names its product protein JTB (gene JTBR). Gene Ontology annotation, biological process: mitotic cytokinesis. Gene Ontology annotation, cellular component: membrane; spindle; cytoplasm. The transcript is spliced from 3 exons. The record is from RefSeq and is a predicted model, not a curated record. Bases 133 to 579 code for a protein of 148 amino acids. NCBI's taxonomy places the organism in Eukaryota, Metazoa, Arthropoda, Insecta, Diptera, Culicidae.